Eurytemora carolleeae is the source of this 1699-nucleotide messenger RNA. Its product is annotated as uracil-DNA glycosylase. The coding region runs from base 78 to 1361 and encodes 427 amino acids. The transcript has 9 exons. Gene Ontology annotation, cellular component: endoplasmic reticulum; mitochondrion; Golgi apparatus. Lineage: Eukaryota; Metazoa; Arthropoda; Copepoda; Calanoida; Temoridae. The record is from RefSeq and is a predicted model, not a curated record. Gene Ontology annotation, molecular function: uracil DNA N-glycosylase activity; protein-cysteine S-palmitoyltransferase activity. Gene Ontology annotation, biological process: base-excision repair; base-excision repair, AP site formation via deaminated base removal; peptidyl-L-cysteine S-palmitoylation.
AGAUAUAAUGGCGGGAAAGAUUACAUCGUUCUUUAAGCGCAUUCCUUCAGUUAAGGAUUGAUUAAUUAAAGAUCAAGAUGGCGGGAGGGGAGGGGAGAGUGAUUGGGAAUGUUAUUCUGAACCCUGAGGGUGAGAGGGUUGAGGUGGUUCAUACUCCGGCGAUUAAACGUCCUGAGAAACCUACCCUGAGACAGCGUCCUUGCCUUUACCUAACUAGUUUUGUGAAAUCUCUGCCAGUUAUCUUUAUCUCUGGUAUAGUUGGGUGGUCCUACUACGCUUACGUAAUCGCUCUUGUUCUUAAUGCCAUGAACGAUAAUGUCGCAGAACAGGUUGUGUGUGCUGUUCUGUAUCAUAUUAUUUUCAUCCUAUUCUUCUGGUCUUAUUGGAUGACAGUUUUUACCCCACCAGGACGGGUUCCAGUAAGCUGGUUUCUCUCUGCUGAAGCAAUAUCAGCUCUAGCAGCCGCUAACUCCGAGGAGCAGUGGAAGGAGAUCCUGGCCUCCUAUACCCUAAACAUGGGUUGCAACGUCAAACAGAGGAGUGUUCAGGGUGCAGUUAGAUACUGUGAGAAAUGUGAAUGUAUAAAACCAGAUAGAUCCCACCACUGCUCCGUGUGUGAGGUUUGCACCCUGAAGAUGGAUCAUCACUGCCCCUGGGUCAACAACUGUGUAGGCUUCGCUAACUAUAAAUUUUUUCUUCUCUUCCUGUGUUACGCCCUGGUGUACUGUACCUUCAUCGCCUGCUCCUCCGUCAAGUUCUUCAUCAGGUUCUGGUCUGAUGAGAAUAGUUUAGGAGCGGCUAAAUAUCAUAUCAUCUUCGUGUUCCUUGUCUCGAUACUCUUCACAAUCAGUGUAUCCUCUCUCUUCUGGUAUCAUGUUUACCUGGUUCUACGGAAUAGAACGACUCUAGAACAGUUUCGCGCUCCCGUGUUUGACGAUCAUGAGAGUGACAAGGACGGUUGGUCCCUCAAUACUCUCAGCAACAUCAGGGAGGUUUUCGGAGAGAAUCCUUUCCUUUGGUUCAUUCCGAUACAAACGCAUUUAGGGGACGGGCUCUCUUUCCCUCAUAGGCGAGCUAAAAUAUUCACCAAUUAUCAAAGCAUAGGGACCUCUAAUCCAAGCAGACCAGAGACUCCAAACCGAACCCUAGUCAAUCCGAUCCUAACUUCAGCAGGAACCUUCUCAGCUAGUCAAACUAUACAUAGCAACAGUAACAGUAUUGUCCAAAGUGGGAAAGCCUCUGUAAUGAGCGGAGUAGCGUCUCCGGAGUGUAAGACGGAGGCAGUUCUGGACAGUAAUGGUUACGUGAGGACAGUUUCUGUUCAGAGUCGGAAUGAGUUAACAGAGCUGGUUAUUCAGUAAACUCACAUUAUCCAACUAAACACGUUGAAUUCAGUUCCUAUCCAUAUUGGUGGUGAAUAUUAAUCUUCAAUUAAAGAAACUUACUCGAGUUCUUCCCAGUUCUAUCACUAACCUGGAGACUUGCGUCCGUUUAUUUCUACACAUUGUACUAAUGACCUGGAGUAAAAACUCUAUUUCAUUGCAGUUCCAUUUUGAGCUAUGUCGUAGUGCCUUCACUAACUCUUUGUAAAUUAACAUUUGUAAUUUGUACCCACUUCCCUGGUAUAUCUUUCAUCGACCCUAACCGAAUGCGGCCUAGCUUUAUUAAACUGUAUGUAUUUAAACCAUGAUCUCAUCAG